Anopheles stephensi (Asian malaria mosquito) is the source of this 1328-nucleotide messenger RNA. RefSeq names its product J domain-containing protein CG6693-like. The transcript has 3 exons. Gene Ontology annotation, molecular function: heat shock protein binding. Bases 307 to 1059 code for a protein of 250 amino acids. The record is from RefSeq and is a predicted model, not a curated record. NCBI's taxonomy places the organism in Eukaryota, Metazoa, Arthropoda, Insecta, Diptera, Culicidae. Gene Ontology annotation, cellular component: nucleus; cytoplasm.
UUUAGGGCAGAUCGAGUUCCAUACUGCGUUCCAACUGCUAACAGUUGGAUACGGCUUCUUUCAAGAUCAUCUAGAAAAGUUGAAGCUGAUGCAAGAGGCUCCACUGCCCUGAACUCACGGAUGUCAGGGAGCCACCUGAGCAUGCCUUGACGGUAUGCCCGAGGUUCAGCGCUGAUCGUCGCCGCAUGAAUAGCCGAGUCGGCAUUGAAGCAGUGUAGAUUCCCGGUAUUCCAUUCCUCAGUUCAGUUCAGGCCUCGAGCAUUGCUGGUAACCUUUCCGAGCACAUCAAGCGCGCUAGCACGAAAAAUGUCAAUCCAAACGCUGGAAAAAUGUGAGAAGUACUUCGGUACGAAGGAUAUCUAUAAAUUGUUCGGUAUCGAGAAAAGCGAGACAAUUCCAGACAUCAGAAAAGCGUACUAUCGACUCUUGCUGCAGGACCAUCCUGGCGCGGCUUCCGAAAGCGACAAGCCAGUGGCGAUCGAGAAAGCGAAACUACUCGAAACUCUGUACUACGUCCUCGGCGAUCCGGAUGCGCUCGCUCAAUACAACGAGCAUGGCGUCAUCGAUGCGGAAACCGAAGCUGCUGUAAAUGAGAAGUACAACGGGCUGUUUCGCAGACCAGCAACGAUGGAAGAUAUCGACAUCUACCAUGAGUGCUACAAAGGGUCUCGUAAGGAGUGGGCCGACAUCAAGAAGGAGUACCUGAAAGGAAAGGGUUGCAUAAACUGGAUGAUGAAGCAUCUGCAAUUCAUGCAGUACAUAGACGAGCCGCGGCUUAUCGCAAUAGUGCAAGCAAUGAUCGAUUCGAAGGAGGUACCGGAGUACGAGACUUUUACGAAGGAACCGGCAGAGAAGCGCUACUGUCGGCACUUGCAGUUUAUUCUUGAGGCUGGAAUAGUCUACAUGCUGCGGAAGAAAGAACAGCGAGGUCUGGAUCGGGCCAAAGACGAGCAGACGCUAGCGGCCGAGAGACAGGUUGCGUUCGACGAAAUAAUGAACUCCAUAGAGGCAAGAUACCGAGAUGCCCAGAAACAAAAAGGAAAUUGCCGACAAUACUAAACAGGGAACAGCUUCUUACGUGUAGGCAGGUCCACUGCACCACUUCACUUCAUCCAACAGGCUAGAUACGAUCGGUUAGACCUCGUUUGUAACCCGUUAAUUUACAGGAAAGUGAUGUGAGAAAUGACUAAAUAUCGUGUGCGCUUGCCUAAUCUCACGCUCGUUUUGGGUUUCGAUGUCUGGUGUGCCUAGCUCUACAGUAGCACCAUUUUUCUUCCGCAGAUUUUCCUUCAAUAAAUAUAUCAAAAUCCGAUUGUUGUUGAAAGCUA